Messenger RNA from Lactuca virosa, 375 nucleotides. Lineage: Eukaryota; Viridiplantae; Streptophyta; Magnoliopsida; Asterales; Asteraceae. The record is from the annotation of a GenBank genome assembly.
AUGGCUGGCAAUACUAGCUACUUGGUGGAGGCUCCGUCACCGGCGACCAUGGCAGCGGAGGAGACUGACAGUGGAAGUGGAACCCCACGCAUAGAGAAUCUCAAAAGUCCGGGUCGAGGUGAACUAUAUACGGGUCGGAUUAAUAACAACUUUAAAGGAUCCCACGAUAAAAGAAGAAGGAUAUUGACGCCGAUUCCUGAGUCGUCCAAGGAAAACCAGAUGGUGUCUUCAUGUCAGCCCACUAUCGAUCUAAAUCAAGUUCCGCUUCCAUCUCAAAUCUCGCUCCCGGAAUCGGACGACGAGUCACAAUCAACAUUAUCUUUGGAAAUCAGGAACACGGUGGAGGUUGGUAAAAUGUUGGGCUUCGAUAUGUAA